AUGGUUCACCCUCACGGUAUGAAUCAUAACUCUAGUGAUAAUGAAAAUGAGGAAUCACCGGACUUGAGUCAUGUCCCAGAUGGCUCAUCUCAAGCCAAUUUCUAUCACGAAGCUGAUCGUUUUGCAGAGAAUCUCCUAGGCACAGAGGGAUUCGACGAUUUUGAAGCGACCACCUCAGAAAGAAGUUCGGAUCGGAAAGGAUAUGAACGAAACAACAGACGCAUAAUUUUGCAGCGGUUCACUAUUUAUAACUCCAGUACCACCAUGUAUAUUGUAGGGAGUAAUGCGAAAGAAAGUCUCUUUCGAAUAAUCGAGAUAACUUCGGACUCUGAGAGAGGCACUCUCUCCAUAAUCGAAGAGAAAAAUUUCUUUUACACAAGAAACGAUGUCAUAGAGUUGAUGAAAGGGUUAAAUGAAUCGAUAGAGGGUGGUAUACACAAGAUUGCACACGCCUAUGGACUCUUGGGCUUCAUCAGGUUUACUGGUGCAUAUUAUCUAUCUAUCAUAACGAAAUGUAGUCAAGUUGCUUUGGUUGGCGGGCAUUUUGUGUACCAUGUGGAUGAAACAAAACUCAUCCCUCUCUCACUUGAAUAUCGGCGGCCUAAUAAGUAUAGCGAUGAGGAGAAAUUACUAUCCAUAUUCAAGUAUCUUGAUUUGGGCAAGACCUUCUAUUUUAGCUACACUUAUGAUCUCACAAACACUCUUCAAACAAAUUUAUUGAGAUUACGGCAAUAUGAUAAGGGCCACCGUGACCCCGAUAAUCAUAAAACAAGCUUAAAUGUCAGGUUCGUAUGGAAUGGACGUCUUCUCAGACCUGUUAAUGAAACAGACAUCGCUACUUACGAGUGGUUUCAGCCGAUUGUGCAUGGCUUCAUUGACCAGGCCAGCAUAUCCAUCUACGGUCGAAGGCUUUUUAUAACUAUCAUUGCUAGGCGUUCACAUCAUUUUGCUGGAGCACGAUUUUUAAAACGCGGUGUCAAUCACAAAGGUGACGUGGCGAACGAAGUAGAGACAGAGCAGAUCGUUAAUGAUAUGUUGACGACUUCAUUUCAUAGUCCUGAAUAUGGUCUUUUCGCCAAUCCGAGGUUCACAAGUUAUGUUCAGCAUAGAGGCUCGAUUCCACUUUACUGGACACAAGACCUCAAUCGUCUUCCUAAACCCCCGAUUGAGAUCAAUCUAUCAGAUCCAUUUUAUCAGAGUUCUGCUCAACAUUUUGACGAUUUGAUGAGAAGAUACGGCCUACCCAUAAUCAUCGUCAACCUCAUCAAAACAAAGGAGAAACAUCCUAGAGAACUGAAACUCAGCAGGCAGUUCAUUAAUUGUGUGACGUAUUUGAAUCAGUUUUUACCUGAGCCUUACAAACUACAGUAUCACUCCUUUGACAUGUCAAAACAUUCGAAAAAAAAUGCAGAUGUUAUUGGCCCCUUGGAGUCCCUAGCAAAAUCAAGCAUUGAAAAGACUGGAUUUUUUCAUAAUGGCAAAACUUUAGUAGAGACUAAGAUCCAAAGAGGUAUAAUACGAACAAAUUGCAUAGACUGCUUGGAUCGUACAAAUGCGGCCCAAUUCAUCAUUUGCAAGGAGGCCUUGUACCAGCAGCUAAAAAGCCUCGGAUUUCUCGCGUCUCCGUCGAGCUUAGACUAUGAUUCAGAUUUAAUCAACAUUCUCACAGAGAUGUUCCAUGAUCAUGGAGAUACUAUAGCCGUCCAAUAUGGCGGAUCCAAUUUGGUCAAUACUAUGGACUCAUACAGGCGAAUAAAUCAGUGGAGCUCGCAUACAAGAGAUAUUUUGAACAGCAUCAAAAGAAUUUACUCUAACUCCUUCAUCGAUGUUAUUAGACAAGAAGCUAUCAACUUAUUUUUGGGAAACUAUAUCUAUAGUCCAGAAAAGCCUAAAUUGUGGGAAUUACAGAAUGACUACUACUUGCACAAUCAAGGACUUGCAGUCGACUUCUCCAAUAAGGUUAGCUAUAUCCGUUGGUAUAAUGAAAACGCUGUUAAAAGUUUAAUAAGGAGUGAAAACGAUACACUCUUGUUUCCUUUGCGACAACUUCGACUCGAUAUAAACGAGCUUUCUGAUAAUUGGUUUAACGAGUGCUACAUUCCGAAGAAAUUUCAGUCUUUCACAAACGUAUAUCAGUUUAAUAUGAACUCAAACGCCAGAUAUUUUCCGAAUAGCACCAAUGAAGCGAAAUCGUUUGAUUACAGCCCGUUUGGAUCACGCAGAGGGAAAUAUAUACCAAAACAUCAUAAUCAACAUCGCUCACAUUCUGUCGAUAAUGAGAUGGUCAAUACGACAACAAGUGAGACAAGACUGAUUGAAUCAAGUGCAACGAACGUUCGCGAUUUUGGAGUGCAACCCAACGAAAAUAACUUUUCGGCAAGAAUACUUUGUUCCUCUGCGGAUGCAAGUUUGUUCUCAAUCAUAUUGUCACACCCUCUGCGAUUUCUACAUGAGCAAAAGAAGGCGAGUUUAAUUAGGCCAAUAGCGCUUGAUGAAAAGGAAGAGGAGUUUUACAGAACAAAAACACAACCUCCAUCGUUCGGUUAUUGUCUCAGCACACUGCACAAGUUCGUUAGCUCGGACGACACACAGCACUACAUAUCCUACUUGGAAGAUUUUCUUCAAACAACGGUUUUCAUGACCACUGAGCAAUAUGUUUAG
Messenger RNA from Candidozyma auris, 2661 nucleotides. RefSeq names its product phosphatidylinositol-3,5-bisphosphate 5-phosphatase. The record is from RefSeq and is a predicted model, not a curated record. Gene Ontology annotation, biological process: phosphatidylinositol dephosphorylation. Lineage: Eukaryota; Fungi; Ascomycota; Pichiomycetes; Serinales; Metschnikowiaceae. Gene Ontology annotation, molecular function: phosphatidylinositol-3,5-bisphosphate 5-phosphatase activity. Gene Ontology annotation, cellular component: intracellular membrane-bounded organelle. The transcript has a single exon. The coding region runs from base 1 to 2661 and encodes 886 amino acids.